GCCAACGACUCCCACCAGGUGGGAGAGAGAGAAGGUUAUCCUUUUUGUUCUGCGUUAUCAGAUCUCGCUUCCCCCAACUACCACCUCGCCCAAAAAAACAUCAUCUCAGCUACUGGUGUACUAUUGUUCUGGGAGAUGGCUCAGCAUCGGCAGCUUGUUUCAGCUUCAUACAGAUUUGACGGCGGUUCACUGGUGCUUUUUUGGGCGAGUGCAUGGAAUGGGGAAGAGAGGGGGAAGGGGAAGGGGGGAUCAAUGCGUCGUCUAAAGGGGGAAACAUGUAUGUGUUUCAGAUUGGGAGGAGGAUACUUCAUCAUCUACUCAUUCAAUCUCAUUCACUCGCUCACUCUCUCACACACACUCUCUCUCUCACUUGUGCUUGAUCAUACGUCCCGUCUUCCAUCUCACCCUCACAGCUUCUCUCACUCUCUGCAGCAGCGCAUCGAGCAGAACACAGACACAUACAAAGACUAUCCCUGCACGACAGCCCUUCCGAAGCACCUUUCCCCCCUCGGUCCAAGCUCCUUUGACCUGACUCCUCAAGCGACUCCAUCAACCCCCUUUGAAAGGGACAUAAAGGCAUCGUCUCUGUACUGUCCAUCGCCACCGUCUCUCACCAUCCUCAACAUCUCAUCUUCACGCCUCGCCUCGCCUCACUCGGAUCCAGGCCAGGCCCCCAACCACCACAUCCCCUCGCCACCAUGUCGACCUCCCACUCCCACUUGAUGAAGACCACCCGAAGGGGAAAACCAUAUGUCAAGGACACCCAUGACCUCUUCUCCACCCUCAUCAUCUCCUUGCCGCUUGAGAAUCAUCGAAGUUUCCUCAAAACAUACCCCAACAGCUUCAUCUGGUAAGUCGGGCUGAACGCUCUGUCGCUUCCCACCCCUUUCACAACCCGCUCACACCCUAU
Molecule: messenger RNA, 910 nt
Organism: Kockovaella imperatae
Lineage: Eukaryota; Fungi; Basidiomycota; Tremellomycetes; Tremellales; Cuniculitremaceae
Exons: 2
Coding region: 136-723 (195 amino acids)
Source: RefSeq, a predicted model, not a curated record